Molecule: messenger RNA, 897 nt
Organism: Glarea lozoyensis ATCC 20868
Lineage: Eukaryota; Fungi; Ascomycota; Leotiomycetes; Helotiales; Helotiaceae
Product: RING/U-box
Exons: 2
Coding region: 1-897 (298 amino acids)
Molecular function (GO): zinc ion binding; ubiquitin protein ligase activity
Source: RefSeq, a predicted model, not a curated record
AUGACUCAAGGGUCAUCCUCUGGGGAGCCUACAAAAAAGCGCAAAGCCCGUGACAACGGUGCGGAUGAUGAGAGUAACGAGAAGCCUGAUUCUAAGUCGACCACUAAGAAGAAAAAAACCGAAAUUCUCGAGGAAAAGAGACUGAAAAGAUAUAGGGCAAAGGCCCCUUCGUCGUAUCUUGAGCGUUUGAGUCGCGUGAAGAGUCAACGUAUGUUUCUGAUUGACAGACAUAAAAUUACUAGUGUGGAUGGUGUCGAUGAGAAGGAAGUAUUUGAUAUUGCAGGUACUACGGGAAAUAUCUACCAAGUAACGAUAAGCAGAAUUCCGACUUGCUCGUGUCCGGAUUAUCUCAAUGGAAAUCAGUGCAAACACAUUAUCUACGUUCUCGUCAAUAUCCUGAAAGCCCGUGAAGAUCUUUCCUUUCAGCUAGCGUUUUUGACAGAGGAAUUGGCAGAGAUGUUUGCCAAUGCACCGGAAACACCGCAAUCGUACGAUGGUGCUCACGAUGCCACUGACACAGGGGGUCGUCGCAAACCUAUAGAAGGAGACUGCCCAGUAUGUGUCAUGGAAUUUGAAGAGUCUGAUAGAUCGGAAGAUAUAAUCUGGUGCAAAGCUGCGUGUGGAAAUAAUAUCCAUCGUCAUUGUUUCGAGCAAUGGGCUAGAAGCAAGCCGGGGGCACCAAAGUGUGUAUAUUGUCGCACGGUUUGGAAGGGAGACGAGGACAGCUUGAAGAGGAUUGCCAAAGGAGCAGGCAAAGUAGGCGCAGAGGGGUACAUUAAUGUUGCGAGUGAGUUAGGUUUGAGUGCCGAGCGAGAUAUGAGCUCUUACCAUCAGCAUUGGGUUGAUCGCGAAUUCGGUCGCAGGCAGUAUGGCGGAUAUGGCUACGACCAAUAUUAA